Molecule: messenger RNA, 4034 nt
Organism: Biomphalaria glabrata
Lineage: Eukaryota; Metazoa; Mollusca; Gastropoda; Planorbidae
Product: ATP-dependent translocase ABCB1-like
Exons: 28
Coding region: 1-4005 (1334 amino acids)
Biological process (GO): transmembrane transport
Cellular component (GO): membrane
Molecular function (GO): ATP hydrolysis activity; ATP binding; ABC-type transporter activity
Source: RefSeq, a predicted model, not a curated record
AUGCCAAGAGCAGAACAAACUUUUAAUGGAACUUCUCAUGGGAAAACAAACAGCACUCCCCCUAAUGUCUCCGAAAGUGGAACAACCAAUAACACAGUCCAUCUUUUGUCAGAAAGCUCUUCAAAAAGAUACGAUGGUGUCACCACUACAGAAGCAGAGAAACAGAAGACGGAAAAAGUGGGCUUUUUACAACUGUAUCGAUUUGCGGACAAGUGGGAUUAUCUUCUGAUAGCGGGCGGACUUCUUGGUGCUUUGGGCAACGGAGCGUCCUGGCCAGUCCUUAUCGUGCUGUUUGCAGACACCGUGCAAGAGUUUGUCAACCAGGGAAAGUUUGAGGAGCUGCUGGACAAGAUUCCUGACCACCUCUGGUAUGUGCUCAACACGACACGGAGUGACGCCCGACUGGACAUUGAGAUCUUUGGGCCGCUCUGUCGUCUGAUUACAAAUGUUUCCGACGUGUCAGUUGACUGCAGUUUCCUAGAAGAUGCCGACAACGUCUUUGAUAAAAUGGAGGAUCAGGCCAUCAUUUUUACAGUGGGAGGUGUGAUACUGAUCGCCUGCUCCUUCUCUCAAAUCUAUUUCUUCAUUGUGGCAUCAGAGAGACAAGUGAUGAAGAUACGGUUGGCAUUCUACCACAAUGUCCUGAGGCAAGAGAUGGCUUGGUUUGACAAACACAGUCCCGGGGAUUUAGCGGUCAAACUGACUGACGAUAUCUCCAAGAUCCAUGACGCCAUUGGGGAUAAGGCAGCGACCUCUAUCCAAUACCUGACCGUGGGUAUCGCUGGGCUAGUUGUUUGCUACAUUAAUGGAUGGGAACUUACCCUCGUUCUCCAAGUUGGGGCGCCGCUUUUGUGCAUUGCCUUCGCCACCAUGGGCUAUAUAAUCGCCACUAUGACUGCCAAAGAGAGGAAAGCUUAUGCAAUAGCUGGUAAAAUUGCCGAAGAAGUUUUCUCUUCAAUACGAACUGUGCAAGCCUUUCAUGGUCAGGAGAAGGAAACCAAAAGGUACGUUGAUAAUUUGUUUGAGGUCCAAAAGUUUGGGAUUAAAAAGAGCCUCAUUGGAGGCGUCGCUCAAGGAGUCUCUUGGUGCAUCAUCUUCUGCGACUACGCCAUCGGUUUUUGGUACGGUGGGCGGCUUGUCAGACACGGCGACUACACUGUCAAGGAAAUGAUGACGAUAUUUUUUGGUGUUUUUCUGGCGUCGGCAGCUCUUGGAUUGGCGGCACCAGGCUUAGUGGCGAUCAAUGUAGGUCGAGGUGCCGCUAGUGGAGUUUUCGAGAUCAUAGACAAGAAGUCCACCAUUGACAGCUCGUCCACAGAUGGAGUUCAGCCCGAAACAUUGACCGGGCGCAUACAGUUUAAAAAUGUUCAUUUCAACUAUCCAAGUCGGCCAAAUGUUAAGAUUUUGAGCGGCCUUGACCUAACAGUAAACCCAGGACAAACAGUGGCGCUGGUGGGUGCUAGUGGCUGUGGCAAAAGUACGGUGAUUCAACUUUUAAUGAGAUUCUACGAACCAACAAUGGGCAAGGUCUGCCUGGACGGGGUCGACCUGAGAGAUAUCAACAUUAAAUGGCUCCGUAAAAACAUCGGUCUAGUGGGCCAGGAGCCUGUCCUCUUCGGGAAAUCUAUUCUGGAGAACAUCCGAUACGGUCGGGAUGGGGCCACCAUGGAGGAAGUGGCCAAAGCCUGCAAAGAUGCCAAUGCGUAUGACUUCAUCAUGAAGAUGCCAGAGCAAUUCGAGACUCACGUUGGGGAAAGAGGCGCUCAGCUGAGCGGUGGUCAAAAGCAGAGAAUAGCCAUUGCUAGAGCACUUAUCAAGAAACCAAGAAUUUUAUUGCUGGACGAGGCCACGUCAGCGCUGGACAAUACAAGCGAGGCUAUUGUACAGGACGCUUUAGACAGAGCCAGCAAAGGGAGGACAACCAUCAUCAUUGCUCAUCGCCUUUCCACCAUCAAGAACGCUGACAUAAUAAUUGUUCUUGACAAAGGAAGUGUGGCAGAGAAAGGCACUCACGAUGAACUGAUGUCAAAACGGGGCCUCUACUAUAAUCUAGUAUCCAGUCAGCUUAAACAACAUAAAAUUGACAACAUCAGCGGACAUGAAGUCCAUGAAGGGCAACAUACAGUACUCGAUACCAGAAGCAAGCCAACUGAAGAUUCUACGGAAGAAAACGUACUGUUAAUGGAGAGUUUGGUGUCCAGCGAGCUUGAACCAACGGCCACUACUGUCCAAACUGUGACAAGACUUCUGAAGAUGAACGCCAAGGAGUGGCACUUCAUUACUCUGGGAUGUAUAGCCAGUUUCUUUUGUGGGGCCAUCCAGCCGGCGUGGUCAGUUGUCCUGGGAGAUGCUCUUGAUUCAUUUUCUUAUGAAGACAAAGAAAGACAGAAAGAUGUGAUGGAGGAUACAUCUAACUACGCCUAUUGCAUGGCGGCGGCCAACUUGGUUUCCUAUUUUCUGCAGGACUAUAUGUUUGGAAUAUCUGGUGAAGCCCUGACUCUCAGAAUGAGGCAGAUGUUGUUUAAGGCAAUACUCCGUCAGAAAAUAAGCUGGUUUGAUGACCACAGACACGAGACAGGGAUAUUGAGCACCCAGCUGGCAGUAGAGACAUCAGUAGUACAGGGGGCUGUGAAAGUUCUAGUCGGCUGUCUUCUGUUGAGUAUCGGUAACUUGGGAACAAGUUUGGUGCUGUCAUUUAUCUAUGGCUGGCAGUUGUCACUGGCCCUGCUGGGAUUUAUGCCAUUUUUGGUUUUAUCCUACUUCUUCAAUGUCCACAGCGGUCUGAUGUCAGUUCAAUUCCUCGGAGGGGCCGCCAAUGAUAACAAAGAAACUAUGGAAGAAAUGAGCAAGAAUGCCAUGGCCAGCAUUGACAACAUACGCACAGUAGCUGCCUUAACCAGAGAAGCCACUUUCUUCAACAACUUCAGGGACACUAUGAUGCGGCCUUUUCGUAAGAACAUGCUGAGGUCAACAGCAGCUGCGGCAGCCUAUGGUGUUUCCAACGGCAUGUACUAUAUAUCCUUUGCUGUCUCUUUCUACUACGGCUCCAGGCUGCUUCGAGACGAAGAUAUGGGCUUUGAUGAUAUCAUCAAAGUGUUUGGUUGUAUGGUGUUGAGUUCCAUGACUUUUGGAAGGACUGUAGCUAUGGCUCCAGCUCUAAAUGACGCCAUCAAGGCAGCCAGGAGGAUAUUUGCUCUGCACGACUACGUACCGGACAUUGACCCUUACUCCCAGGAUGGACUUAAACUUGCUGAGUUCAAGAGUUCAGUUCGGUUCUCAAAGACAUCUUUCCAUUACCCCAUGCGGCCGGAUGCUAAGAUACUCAACGGCCUUGACCUUACCGUGGAGCAAGGUCAGACGGUGGCCCUCGUUGGCGAAAGCGGCUGCGGCAAGAGUACCACCGUCCAGCUCAUUGAGCGAUUCUAUGACCCAGAGCGCGGCAGUCUGUUUCUGGACAAGUACGACAUCAAGGAUCUCAAUGUCCAGUGGCUAAGGUCACAAAUUGGUCUUGUCUCCCAAGAGCCCACUUUAUUUGACAUGAGUGUGGCGGAGAACAUUGCCUACGGAGACAACAGCAAGACAGUCAGCAUGGAGGAAAUCAUCACCGCAGCCCGCAAAGCCAACGUUCACAGCUUCAUUACGUCACUUCCUGAUGGCUACAACACCAUUGUUGGGAACAAAGGGACGCAACUCAGUGGCGGUCAGAAACAGAGGAUAGCCAUUGCUAGGGCGAUGGUCAGAAACCCUAAAAUAUUAUUACUUGAUGAGGCCACGUCUGCGCUGGAUGCGGAAAGUGAGAAGAUAGUCCAGGAGGCGCUAGAUAAAGCCAGGGCAGGAAGAACAUGUAUUACAAUAGCCCAUCGGCUCAGUACGGUCAAGGACGCUGACAAGAUCGCAGUCUUCAAGGGUGGAGUGGUCUCCGAGCUGGGAAGUCACGCCCAACUCAUGGCAACACACGGCGCUUAUUACGACUUGGUGCAAGCCCAGAGUAGGAAACAAAGCUGAAAUGUGCUUAUGAAGUUUUUACGUCAACA